Ostertagia ostertagi is the source of this 465-nucleotide messenger RNA. The record is from the annotation of a GenBank genome assembly. Lineage: Eukaryota; Metazoa; Nematoda; Chromadorea; Rhabditida; Trichostrongylidae.
CAAAAAAAAUUUGUAAUCAAGUUAUUUUUUAGUUUCUCAUGGUCAUAUGGUGAAGACUACGGGAGCACCUUAUUAUCCGAUUGUGAAUUUGUGAUUUCUUUCGCUUGUAUAAUGCUAACAUUUAUUAUCUACAUAGCGAUUGUAAUAUCGCUCUACAAGAAAACGAGAGGGGUGAAAACCAUGCGUCGAAAUGAGCGACAACUGCUGUUGCAAGCUUCUAUACUGUUUCUCAUUCUGACAAGUUUGAUAUCAUUAUGGCACUUCUAUUAUCUUGUGCUUCCGGACACCGUGUGGACAGUAGUCUCGAUCAAUGUCUACUGGAUUGUGUACUGCGGCUUGAAUCCGUUAAUGUACUUUGUCUUUUCAAAGAGCAUCAGAAUCGCAUAUCUUCGAUUUAUCGGAAUAUUACCGCCGAAGACACAAACUACUAUCUCGUUUGUUGCUGGACCAAAUUCACGCCACUAA